Messenger RNA from Spirodela intermedia, 7415 nucleotides. The record is from the annotation of a GenBank genome assembly. Lineage: Eukaryota; Viridiplantae; Streptophyta; Magnoliopsida; Alismatales; Araceae.
AUGUUCAAAAAGUGAGCUGCUUCUUCCCACCGCUCGGCUGCGGCUUUUCGGCCAUCGGUCAUUAUGAUUGGCGAGAAAUCUCCGCGUUGUUUUUCAUUUCUGGAUCUAGAGUUGUCUGAUUUCCUUGGUUUUGUAGCCUGAUAUUGAGUUGUUUGAUCGCCUGCGGUCCAGUAGUCCCCGUCACAUCCGCAGGAUGUUUGUUCCCUUUCUUUCGGUUUCCCUUCUGGUCCGCCAUCAGCAAUUGACUGAUCCGCGGACGUUGAAGACCUUUUUUUCUUUUGUAUGAGAUACAUUUAACGGAAUUUCUCUCAUUAGCAUUUUUUGAUGUUUCAUUCUUUCAUCACCAGCCGUUCCCUUGGACGGACCGCUUGCCGGGUCGUCCGAGCGGUUUGCUUCAAUUUCUCUAGAGAGCGCGGUGACUAGGUCAUUCCUGUAUUGGCUUGGGUUGAUUUCUUCCUUGCGAGAGGCAUUUCGAUGCACUAGAACGUCAUAGGACGAAGUGGUCGUGUGCUAAUAUAUAAGUGAACUCUAUGUUUCAGUCGUUAGCUCCAUGGAGGAUGACCAUCUUGUAAUCCAAAACUAUUUUAUUAUCUGUUUCAUUAUCGUGGGGGAGAAUCAUCAUGGUUGAAGGAUAAUGCUAAUUGGCUGUGGUUUCAUUUUGUGACACUCAACGCCCGUUUGCAUUGACGAAAAGGCCUGAUUUCCUUUUUAAUUUUUUCAAUUUUAACCCAGGAGGCAGUACUUGUCCGUUUUAGUUUCCAGCUACUAUUUGGUUCAUCGAAUGUCUUGCCAUACGUAAACUCCUUGAUAACCAAUCCUCUAAUAUUUGACUUAGAAGGUUCUGAACGAAACGGAAUUGAGUGUAAUCACUGAAAUUGCGCUUGUUUUUGGUAACAGAUGCUGAUUGCAUAGGCAUAUUUUGUUCUGUACAUGGAUCAGUUAUCCAAAUUUUCGUCCUUUAUCAGGAGAUAUUUGACUUUCUUCCAAGAUCCAUGUGUUAUAAUACCUCACCACAUGGCUUCCUAAUUUUCUUCCUCUGAAUUUCAGAUUUUCCCUAGAGGAAGUGUCUGGUCAAAAUCAAGUUAAGGCAUCUGUACAGAGAAAGAUUCGGCAAAGCAUUGUUGAUGAGGUCUGAUUCUUUGGUAAAGGAGGAAUUACGGGCGUGUAUUUUUGUGAGUAUAACAUUGGUUCUUUUUGAACAUAUCCUGCAGUACCCUGGCCUUGAACCUGUCCUGGAAGACUUGCUACCAAAGAAAUCAUCUCUGAUUGUUGUAAAAUGGUCAGUGAGGAGAUCUUACAUUAUUUAUUAUUUCUCUUUUGAACAAGAUACCGGUAAUCUCAUGCUAUUUAUUAUUUUAAACUUUCUAAUUGGAUAUGUUGCACCUGGUUCCUUAGAAACUUAGGAAUAGAAACUUCCUAAAGGAUUAUUUAUGUAAAUAUUUAAUAGAAUUCUCUCUCAAGGGAUGGACGUCCAUAUGUUUUUGAGUAGUGUAUUAUACAGACAUUUUGGAUAAUGAUUCCCUGAUAGCAAAAGAAAUCAGGUACGCAACCGUGAGAGCAACAUUGAUGUGCCUUGAAAUGAUGUAGUUUCCUCCUGUUACGUGACUAGUCUGGUAGAGGGCCAAGGAGCCAAAUGAAAGUUAUGAAUCCUCUGUUAUGAAUCCUCUGAAGAAUUUGUCCUAUUACAGCAACAGAGUGAACAUAGUGAAGAGGCAUUGUUUUCACAUUUCUUCCUGGAGAGAUGGCCAUAGUUUGAACAAGAGGUGCUUCGAUCUUAUUUUCCAAGCUCAACAAAUUUAUAAAUCGCCAAGUUUGGAUGUCAUGAGAAGGCAUCUUUGUGAGCUUUUUCAAUGAUUGUGAUAUUACAUGAAUUAAGAUGUAGAAGACACUGCCAAAGACAUGGAUCAAAAUCUUGGUCGCAAGUUAUUUUUGCAUAUCAAAUCGAGGUCCAAUUGAUCAUACAAUAUCCUAGGUGAGCACAAAUAUUUUCACCUUUAACUACCAUCGAGUAUAAGCUUUUGGCAACAUAUUUAUCUAUUUGUGGUACGAUGACAAGUGUUCAUUAUAACACGGUUCUUUCCUGUUCGUGUAGAAAUCGUCCGAGAGAAGAAACUACUGUCUUUUUGCCCUUCCAAUAAUAAUCUAUAUGAUUCACCUUAAGAUGUUUAAUGUGUCAGAGGAGAAAGAACUCAUUUCCAUUCGGAGAGAGAAAUCAACCUGAUUGUUUGCAUGUUAGUUAUGCGAGGGAUUACCUGUGAACAGGUAUAUGACCAACAAUGGAAAAUGAAUAAAGCUUGUUGAUGAAUCUUUAUCGUAGAGGAUUAGUAAGUAAGCUCAGUAUUAAAUAAAUGAUCUCGCAUUCUAUUAGCAAUGUUCAAUGUACUCAGUUGUUCUAGCCCAAAUGUAAUUAUUUUCUUCUUUACAUAAAUUAUCAUCCAUACCCCAGAUAUUAGAUCUACAUAAAGUUCUUUCAUCUGGUUGCAGGUUUAUGUUUGGAUUUAUAAACUUUAGUACAAAUGUGCAUGUUGUAAGAUUCUAGGUUAUGAUUUGUAUUAUGCGUUCCUGUACUAGUUGAAAUAUAGGGAUGGUGAGCAUCAUGGCUGAAAUGAAUUGGUACGCUGAAGCGUUCCAGAUGGUGUUAGAUUUUUUAACUGAAUGGUGUACAUUGUUGUCAUGCGUGGAUAUAUUAGGUCUAUCAGGAGGAAUGACUAUCUUAUCAGUAAUGGCGGAUAAAAAGUAUAUCUCCGCUCUCCAUGUGCUGAGAUUGAACGUCGACCCCAUUUUCAUGCUUCUCUGUGGCAGAUUUUUUCUAGUUGGAAGCAUAUUAUCUUUUAACUUAAGAGACAUUCUGCUUUCAUGUAGUAAGAAUUAUUUCAUUUGAGUUGUGAAUAACAUCUCAAGCCUUCGCUGUGUGAUCUUUAAACUUUUGACCUUCAAAUCAUCUUGUGAUUCAUUGUGAACUUUUUGCAUUGAUAGGGGUGAUAUCAACCAAAAACCUGAGCCACAAGUGAUGACACUGCAUACCAAAUUCUUAGAGAUUCAGAAUUUAGGCUAUAAUGACAUUGGUCACUUUACAUAUGACUCGAAUGCCAUGAGAAUGAUGAAUAGUUAAAAAGCCAUCAGUGUCGGUUUCUACUGACCAGCCUUGUUUUGGAUGCUAUAGUGAGAGUAACCAAACAAAAUCUCAAGAGUCCUAAACCUAGAUUCAAACAUUCUUGUAAGCAGAGGAAGGAUAUAAAAGAUUGGGCUACUUCUACCUCUGUGUGAGACGAUAAGGAAAUCUUUCGCUUUUGCUCUUUGAGAUUUUAAACGUUCAUCAUCCUUGUGUUGCUUCUUUUCAUUUGUGGAACCCUGCUGCUAGGUAAGUAUUGGGAGUGUCUUCUGCUUUUUCCUUCCUCUUACAUUUGUAAGUUUCGUUUCAUGGUACUGCUGCACUUCAGAAUUUUUUUAAGUUUCAAGGAGUUAAAGACGCCAAGGCCUGGCAAGGUGUGCAUGUUGUUACCUAGGCGAAAAAAUGUGGCAUAAUCCUAAUGACGUGACGUAUGAUAUUCAUGACAGGCUUCUUGUUUGCAUUUUUGCAUUUUAUGUGAUGGUUAUAAAGAAUUAUUUUUUAUAUCAUUUAAAACACACAAUGCAAUUUGUGAAGUAUCUGCUUCUAGCCGACACUUCACUAACUAAAGCUAAACUCAUCCUCAGGCACAGCGAUCAUGGGCUCUUCAAUACAUUACUUUUCAUGUACAUCUAGAAUAUGCACUACUUGUUUAGGUUUUAUCUGAACUGAAUUUCAUCCUGUUAGCCAAGAUAUGGAAUAAUCAUAAUUUUGAUGAUGAUGAUGAGCUACUUGUUUAAUAGUGAUGAAUAUUUUAAUUCCAUCGUCUUACCUAAUUUCUUUUAAAAAUACACUUAAAGAGUUCUAUAGAUAAUAGCUGGUUUCCUCCUGCUUGGACCUUACUCUGUAUUUUAUUUCUUCCAGUCAGAAUCAUCUAAAUCUUGUUGUUGCAAACAAUGUGCCACUGUUUUUCAAUAUCCGUGAUGGUCCUUACAUGCCGACACUAAGGCUUCUUCAUCAAUGUAAAGUAUUCUUCUUCUGCUUCAUAUUAGCUUUUAUAACUGAUUUUAUAGCUCAUUAUUGAUGUCAAAUAUGGUAUAUUUUUUUUAGAAAAUGUUACAUUUGGAGUAGAAUUUGGACGGAAAAACUGAAAAAAAAAAUGACCACUUAUAGUGUUUGAAAGACCCUAUGUUAAGCAAAGUUAGACACGUGUCAAGGAAUGCUGUUUUAAGGUGUCUUUUUCUGGUGAAAGGUUAUACUGUUUUCUUUCUUUUCUGUGUAUUAGGAAAAGUAACUGAUUUGAGAUAUUGAGAUAAUGAAUGCAUCCAUGUGAAGGUCUAUUUUGAUGUUUGUAUCCCGAUGGAAAAUAGCAAUCUCUGAAGCAAUUUAGGCUUACAUCUAGUAUUUGACCUUUUGACUAUCUAGUAUUUGAACUAAUGUUUGCAAGUCCCGCUGAAUUUAGUCUUUUGCCCUCCACAGAUCCCAAUAUAAUGAAGAAAUUUCAGGUCGACAGGGGUGCAAUCAAAUUUGUACUUUCUGGCGCAAACAUAAUGUGUCCUGGCCUUACAUCUCCUGGUGGAAUUCUUGAUGAUGACGUGUUAGAAGCAAGACCUGUGGUAGGAUCUGUUUCAUAUUUAUGCAAUUGACUUGGUAGAUAUAUAUAUAUAUAUAUAUAUAUAUAUAUAUAUAUAUAGUAUGUUGUAGCCAUAAUUCCUGAUCCAAUGAGCCCUAUAAGUUUGAUGUAUUUCAACUAUAAUAUCCGGAAUGCGUUGCAUGUUCAUUCAACUCCUCCCUAUCUAUAAUUAAAACUGUUGUUCAGAUUUCAUCAUUGGUGCCCUGUUCUUCUAAUUUGGCAUUUUUUUUUGUGGCAUAUUUCCUUGGCAAUAUUUGUCCUAGGCUAGGUUGUCCAACCACCUUGAAUAUGAGUACUCUCCUGGAUACAGUGUCCAUUCUUUUCGUCAUUUCAUACCAUCGUGGUUUUCUUACACGAUUGUAUGGUUGCUUCUUUUCCUAUUUACAUAAAGGCAAAUGUGUCAGAUUCCUAUCAGAAGAUAAAUCAUGAAGACUUCUUUUCGGAAAAACUUAGUUAGCUUGUUUACUUUUUCAAAUCAGCAGAUCUUGUUUUGAACUCAGUACCUGUGUCGUAUCACGUUGAUGAUGGAAAAUGCACUUUUCUGUAAUGAUGACUACUACAGAUUUUGUAUCUUGUUAACUUCUAUGGUUAACUAAUUGCAGGCCAUUAUGGCUGAAGGGAAAGAGCAUGCCUUGGCUAUUGGGUUUACCAAAAUGUCAGCUAAAGACAUGUAAGUUGUGCCUAAAUUCGUACUAUGUAUUUUUCAGUAUAACAUGUUGGCAGUAACUUGUGACAAUAUCCAUGUUUGGUAUAGAGUAGCAGAGUUCAUCGGUGUGUUUGGUAUGAAAUCAGUGUAGCUUGAUUUUCAUGAUCAGUUUGCUUGCUUAAAAGGAAUAUUGAGUAUUCUUGCUUUGGGAAUUUUCCGAUAAGCCAAUAGUUUAAAUACUUCAUUAGAAUUACCCACUAGCGAGGCCAGAUGAAUUGUUAAGAUCCCUAUCCUGAAUUUCCAUUUAUCUGACUAUUUCGUAUUAUCCUAAAGUGUAUCCCAGAAGUAAUCCAAAGUUCCACUGACACAGGGAAUUCGUUGCCUUAGAUAAAUGGAGAGCAUGAAAACGUACGUGGACAUAGAAAUAAAUGCUUCAUGGCUUCUUUCAUUCUCACUAUAUUAUUGUCAUUUUUUGUCUUAUCCUCAUCUCUGUCCUACAUACUUCGCCUUGAUGGUUGGCUGUCCUCUCUCCUAUCUCCUUCACACUUACUGAUCCCUAUCACUGAUUUCUUAUUGUCUCUCUCGAUGUGCCUGGUUCCCGAAUGUCCCGUCUCUGGCACAUGAUACAUGCUAACGUAAAGACUGUCACUUGAUCCACUCUAAAAAAUUGAAUACUGGCACGUAAUGAAACGUUGAUCUAUGUAUGACGCAUUGCAAGAUGCAAAUGUUUGUAUCAACUUUGCAAAAGAGAAGAGCAAUAUUUAUGCCUAGUUUUCGACUAAUUUUGACUCAUUUUUCAAAUAGAAAUUCAAUUAAUUUGUAGGAUAUCAGGUUUUGAGUGAGUUCAUUUAGUGCUUCAUCCAACAGCCUAUGGAAUCUCCAUAAAUGCAAAAGCAGAGUCCGUUCUCUGCAUAAAGAGUAGAGGUAAAUGGAAACUGUUUCGGAUGAUAAAGUUUAAUUUUUCUUUCUGGUCUAAUACAAGCUUGAUAUAUUGGUUUUCCUAAAUUUGAACAUAUCUCCAACCCAACUGCCAGGCCGGACUCAAGGCAUCAGCUUAACAUUCAGAUUAAUUCAGGGUGGCCUAACAUGUAAUUCGUCUCCAAUUCCCUCUGUAAUGUGAUCUACUGAUGUGGGGCAUUCAGGAUUUUAUCCGUAUCAACUUUCCUACAUCACGUAGGACGCCUGCAAUGACUAGUUAUACCCCUGCAUUGGAUUAUAUAUCCCUGUAAGAUGGGACUAACAUAUGCUUGGCUUUCCAGCUCUAUCAAAAGAGUCGUCGUCUUAGCCAACUGUCUCCACUCAAUAUGAAUCCUUCUGCCCACCGAAAAUCUGUCGGUUUGUUUGUUGUGCUGGUGAAUCGCUGGGAUCUUCCUUUGGCUUCUUCUUCAUUGUGAUGCCCAUAUGUUCAUAUUUUAUAAUCUAAAAUGACUCUAGGAGCCUCCCAUGGUCAAGAUUUUUAGGUCGCGUAAAAUUUAGAUUUUAUGAAAAACUGACCGAUGGCUACAGUUAACAUUGCAUAGCUCUAUCUAUGAUUGCAUAACCCUGAUAUACCUCGGAUAGCCUACAAAAUGCGCCAGCGGAUGGCGUCUCGAUGUAUUCCUGGAACCGAGUUUCGCAUCUCUUACAUCACAUGAAUAAUGCCGGCCAUCAUCUUCUACCAUAAUACAUUGUCACGAUUGCAUUUUGAUUAACUUACGCAACCCUCGCCUCGUGUGAUAGUCUGAUGUAAUUGUGUCUAACGAUUUGUCUGCUUGUUCCCUCAGAAGAACAAUCAACAAAGGUAUUGCCGUGGAUAACAUGCAUUAUCUUAACGACGGGCUUUGGAAGGUAUCACUGUUGACGAAAUACCCAUCCCUGGUUACAUUCCACUCCUUUUCCUCGUAGUGACGUCGAAGAAUUCUUUCUAUUGAAACAUUUUUGUCAUCAAGAUCUGAAACCUAGCUCGGUUUCAGAUCCCCGGUAGGGAAAAUGCCCGACCGUUCUUAACUAUUUUGAAAUAGUGUCUACGGAUUAGCUCGUACUUUGGGAAAUCCUUUUAAACCCAGAAUCACGUUUUCCUUUAUUUGCAGAUGGAAAAGCUCGAAUGA